Molecule: messenger RNA, 1046 nt
Organism: Sardina pilchardus (European sardine)
Lineage: Eukaryota; Metazoa; Chordata; Actinopteri; Clupeiformes; Clupeidae
Gene: ino80e
Product: INO80 complex subunit E
Exons: 9
Coding region: 207-914 (235 amino acids)
Biological process (GO): chromatin remodeling
Cellular component (GO): Ino80 complex; nucleus
Source: RefSeq, a predicted model, not a curated record
CUAAACGGAAGUAAACAGAAACCACGUCCUGCUAGCCUGCUAGCCAUAGCUAUGAGCCAUAGUAUACAUUAAGGGGACAUUUAAAUAACCUACAUAAUAAACCUACGUUAUCCUUGCAGUCUUUAACACAAGGAAUUGCAGCCGUACAUGAUUUCAGUUUAACCAUACACUCGAGAUUGGCACUGAGCUGAUUCGAUCAGCCAGAGAUGAAUGGACAGUCUGAUAGUGACGUGGACUUCAAGAGGAAAUAUAAAAACCUGAAGCGAAAGUUGAAAUUCCUGGUUUAUGAACAAGAAUGCUUUCAGGAAGAGUUGAGAAAAGCACAGAGGAAACUCCUAAAAGUGUCCAGAGACAAAAGUUUUCUGUUGGACAGACUAUUGCAGUAUGAGAGAGUGGACGAUGAUUCUUCAGACUCUGAUGCCACUGCGUCCUCAGAGAACAGUGAAGGAGAGGGUCUCCGGGAGAGAGAGCGGGAGGGAGUCAAGAGGAGGAGGAGCAGUCCUGUCGUUCCCGGUCUUCCAUCCUCCACGUCCUCCCACCUCUCUCUGCUCUCGCGCUCGGGCGCCAACGCGCUCCCGUCGUCCACCUCCUCACAGUACCUCACCACGCUACCCUUCCCGCCAGAGUAUUUGGCUCCCCCUGCUGAGCGAAUGAAGAAAGAGCGAAAAACAAAGACGCCCAAACACAAGAAAGACCCUGCAGGGAAGGUGGUGCCACCAUUGGCCUCUAAUUACCCAUCAGCCCCUGCAGCAGCCCCGGCGGCUGGCACGCCGUUCAGCUGGGUCCCGCGGCAAAUGCUGAGCGGAGACACGGCGGAGGAGGAGGGCGACAGCGACGGAGACAGUGACCGAGGAGAGGAGGAGAGAGGCGAGGGAGAGGAGGCCGAGCUAGUCAUUGACAUUCCCAAUGAAUGAAGGUGGGGACGAAGGAGUGGCCGGAGAGAAUUCUUGUCAUAUUUUUUGUGUGUAAUUUUUUUUGUAUCUCGUUUCAUUGUUUUUGUUUUGCUCCGUCUUGAAUGUUAGAAAAUAAACACAUUUGCUACAUAA